Molecule: messenger RNA, 3810 nt
Organism: Tachysurus vachellii
Lineage: Eukaryota; Metazoa; Chordata; Actinopteri; Siluriformes; Bagridae
Gene: smc2
Product: structural maintenance of chromosomes 2
Exons: 24
Coding region: 117-3722 (1201 amino acids)
Biological process (GO): chromosome organization
Cellular component (GO): chromosome
Molecular function (GO): ATP hydrolysis activity; protein binding; ATP binding
Source: RefSeq, a predicted model, not a curated record
CACAGUCCGUUAGCCUAAAGCUACAGAAGGGUUUGUUUUUUUCUCCUGUCGGAUUCACGGUUUGUUUUUCCUUUUGCUUUAAAACACACCGCGGCUUCGGUAGGACUCGUAUCGACAUGUAUAUAAAGUCUAUAAUCCUAGAAGGCUUUAAGUCGUACGCUGAGAGGACGGAAAUUAACGGCUUUGACCCGCUGUUUAACGCCAUCACCGGUCUGAACGGCAGCGGAAAGUCCAACAUCCUCGACUCCAUCUGCUUCCUGCUCGGAAUCACCAACUUAUCACAGGUCAGAGCAUCAAACCUCCAAGAUUUAGUCUACAAAAAUGGGCUUGCUGGAAUCACUAAAGCUACAGUGUCCAUCACUUUCGACAACUCCAAUAAGAAACAGAGCCCGCUGGGGUUCGAGACCCAUGACGAGAUCACCAUCACCAGACAGGUUGUUAUCGGUGGGCGGAAUAAGUAUCUCAUCAACGGUGUGAACGCAAACAACAUGCGUGUUCAGGAUCUCUUCUGUUCUGUUGGGCUUAACGUCAACAAUCCACAUUUUCUUAUAAUGCAGGGGAGAAUCACCAAAGUCUUGAACAUGAAACCACCUGAGAUUCUGGCCAUGAUUGAAGAAGCUGCUGGUACGAGGAUGUACGAGUGCAAGAAGAUCAGCGCUCAGAAAACCAUCGAGAAGAAAGAUGCAAAGUUGAAAGAGAUUCAAACGAUACUGGAUGAGGAGAUUACCCCUGCUAUGGAGAAACUGAAAGAGGAGCGUGCGUCCUACCUGGAGUACCAGAAGCUGAUGCGUGAGAUUGAGCAUCUGAGCCGGCUCUAUGUGGCUUGGCAGUUUGUGUGUGCCGAAGAGACCAAGCUGAAGUCGGCUGAGGACCUGCAGUCGAUGCAGAGCUCCAUCAGUGAGCUCCAGAACAGCAUGCAGAAGAACGCGGAGCGCAUCCGUGAGCUCAGCGAAGAAAUUAAAGUGCUGGAGAAGAGCAGGGACAAGGAGGUGGCAGGUGUUCUGAAGGCUCUGGAGGAGACUCUGGCCGAGGCACAGCGAGUGGACACAAAAGCUCAGAGCGCUCUCGAUCUGAAGAAGCAAAACUUUAAGGACGAGACUAAAAAGAGGAAAGAACUUGUCAAAAACAUGGAAGAGGACAAAAAGGUGUUGUCAGCAAAGGAAGGUGAGGUGAACAAGAUGAUGGAGCGACUGAGAGCCGUGCACGAGGAGGGAAAAAAGGACGCAGAGGAACUGGAGGUGGCCCAACAGCACUUCAAGGCGGUGUCUGCCGGCCUUUCAGCCAAUGAGGAUGGCGAGGCGGCCACACUGGCAGGUCAGAUGAUGACCUGCAAGAACGAUAUGAGCAAAGCAGAGACCGAGGCUAAGCAGGCUCAAAUGAAGCUCAAGCAUGCUCAAGAAGAGCUAAAAAGCAAGCAGGCUCAGGUGAAGAAGAUGGACAGUGGAUAUAAAAAAGACCAAGAUGCCUUCGAGGCUGUGCAGAAGUGCAGAGACAAGUUGCAGGCUGAACUUGAGAAGCUCAACUAUGAAGACGGUCGAGAGGAGCGCUUGAUCGAACAGAAAAGGCAGCUGUCUCGCGAAGUCAACCACUUACGCGAAACCUACGAGUCCUUCAUGGGACAGUUCCCUAACCUGCGCUUUGAAUAUGCAGAUCCUGAGAGGAACUGGGACCGCAGUAAAGUCAAGGGUCUGGUGGCAAACCUUUUCACAGUGACAGACGUGUGUAACGCUACGGCUCUGGAAGUGGUGGCAGGCGGUCGUCUCUAUAACAUAGUGGUGGACACUGAGGUCACUGGGAAGAAAAUUCUGGAAAAGGGUGAGCUGAAACGCAGAUACACAAUCAUCCCCCUGAACAAGAUCUCUGCAAGAACGCUGGACGACGGAGUAGUUCGUACUGCGAAAAACAUUGUGGGAAAGGAUAACGUUCAUACAGCUCUGUCAUUGGUGGGUUAUGAGUCUGAGUUGCGCAAGGCCAUGGAGUAUGUUUUCGGAACCACGCUGGUGUGCGAUUCUCUGGAUAAUGCCAAGAAGGUUGCCUUUGAUAAAGGCGUCAGCACCAAAACCGUCACACUCGGUGGAGACGUGUUUGAUCCACAGGGAACGUUGACCGGAGGUGCUCGGGCGCAGACUGCCUCUGUGCUCUCCAAACUGGCGGAGGUGAAAGCUGUACAAGACAAACUAAGGGCCAAAGAGGCCGAGCUCGCUACUGUAGAAAAGGAACAAGGCAGCCUCAAGGGAACUGCUGAGAAGUAUCGUCAGCUGAAGCAGCAGCUGGACCUGAAAACUGAAGAAGCUCAGAUCCUAGAAACCAAACUCCAACAAAGCUCUUUCAAUAAACAGCAGGUAGAGCUCGAGAACCUCCGCAGGACCAUUGAGGAAAGCGAGGAGACGCUCAAGACGACGAAGGAGGUGCAGAAGAAGGCGGCGGAAAAGUACAAAGUCUUGGAGAACAAGAUGAAGAAUGCAGAGGAAGAGAGAGAGAAAGAACUGAAAGCAGCGCAGCAGAAACUCAACCAGGCGAAAAGCAAAGCAGACGCCUUCAACAAGAGACUCAAGGAGAGACAACAGGAGGCUGAUGCAGUGGCGUUGGAGCUUGAGGAGCUGAAGCGGGAGCAGGCUGGUUAUGAGCAGCAGAUUCAGGCUGUGGAUGAGGCGAUGAAAGCCUUACAGGAACAGAUCAGCGCAAUGACCACUGAGGUCGCAGCUAAUAAGGACUGUGUACGGCAAGCGCAGGAGCAGCUGACCCAACAGAAAGAGGUGAUCGUGGCCCAAGAGCGUGAGAUCAAGGCGAAGAGUGAAGAAGCCAACCGCUUAAGAGAACACAACAACGACGCUCAGCUCAAAAUCAAAGAGCUGGAGCACAACAUCAGCAAGCACAAGAAGGACAGUGCAGAUGCUGCUGCUAGGGUGACUCGCAUGCUGGCUGAGAACGACUGGAUCUCUUCCGAGCGGCAUCUCUUCGGCCAGCCAAACUCUGCGUACGACUUCAAGGAGAACAACCCUAAAGAAGCUGGCCAGAGACUAAAGAGACUCGAGGAGACCAAAGUCAAGCUGGAGAGAAACAUCAACCGUAGAGCCAUGAACAUGCUCAGCGAGGCAGAAGAACGAUAUAAUGAUCUGAAAAAGAAGAAGAGGAUCGUCGAGAACGAUAAAGCAAAGAUCCUGGAGACGAUUAAAGAGUUGGACCAGAAAAAGAACGAGGCGCUCAACGUGGCCUGGCAAAAGGUAAAUAAGGAUUUUGGAUCUAUAUUCUCCACUCUGCUGCCUGGGGCAGAUGCUCGUUUGGCUCCGCCUGAGGGCUGCGGUGUCCUCGAUGGCCUUGAGUUUAAAGUUGCUCUGGGGAAAACAUGGAAGGAGAACUUGACAGAACUGAGUGGAGGCCAAAGGUCACUGGUGGCACUUUCUUUGAUUUUGGCCAUGCUGCUGUUUAAACCUGCUCCGAUCUACAUCCUGGAUGAAGUGGACGCGGCUCUCGACCUCUCGCACACGCAGAACAUAGGACAGAUGCUGCGCACUCACUUCACACACUCCCAGUUCGUGGUCGUGUCGCUGAAAGACGGCAUGUUCACCAACGCCAACGUUCUCUUUAAGACCAAGUUCGUGGACGGUAUUUCAACAGUGACGCGCACAACUCAGACACACGAGGGAAAGGUUCUAGCUCAGCGAGCACACGACAAAGCAAAGUCCAAGGAUAAACGUCAGCGUGAGAUACUCGCCAGCUAAACACACAGUCACGGGACACGCAGAUAAUCUUCAAAAUUUAGCUUCUUUUCUAUUCUAAACGCAUGUGUACACUUUUUUUUUUUUUUUU